Molecule: messenger RNA, 1948 nt
Organism: Tarenaya hassleriana
Lineage: Eukaryota; Viridiplantae; Streptophyta; Magnoliopsida; Brassicales; Cleomaceae
Product: CBL-interacting serine/threonine-protein kinase 14-like
Exons: 2
Coding region: 350-1639 (429 amino acids)
Biological process (GO): protein phosphorylation; signal transduction
Molecular function (GO): protein kinase activity; ATP binding
Source: RefSeq, a predicted model, not a curated record
ACGGAACUGCCCCCGUCUCCUCCCUUCGGCCACUCCAUUAAUCCCUCCACUUAUACGUAUAUAUAGAUGUUUGUAUACGUGCUAUCUCUAAUCAGAACUCAGCUUAUCUCUUAUCUCAUCUCUAUCCAUAUUCGAGCUCAUCCCAACAAAUAGGAUAAGGAUUUCCAUUAUCUACUUCUAUUAAUAUCGUUCCGAGGAUUUCCAUUAUCAGUUUUUUUUUAAUUCACCGGCGUUAAUCAAUUAGGAUUUUUUGUGCAAUGGUUACCCAAAAUUCAGUGUUUGGGUCUCGAAAUUAGCGAAGCGGAGAUCCGGCCUUCUCAUUCUGGGGCUGGAUAUAUACAAGGAUUUCAUGGUAGAUUCCGGCGCCGUCUCGGCGGACGAGGAGGAGAGCCACCGUCCCUCCGCCGGGCUUCUGUUCGGGAAGUAUGAAUUGGGGAAGCUGGUGGGGCGCGGGGCCUUCGCGAAGGUGUACCACGCGCGGGACGCGCGUACGGGUCAGAGCGUGGCCAUCAAGGCCGUGAGCAAGCAGCGGCUGGUGAAGGGCGGGCUCAAUGCGCACGUUACGAGGGAGAUCGCUAUCUUGCACCGCCUGCGUCAUCAUCAUAUCGUGCGCCUCUUCGAGGUCCUGGCGACGAAGACGAAGAUCUAUUUCGUCAUGGAGUUCGCCAAAGGCGGAGAGCUCUUCGCGAAGAUUUCCAAGGGGAGGUUCAGCGAGGAUCUCAGCCGUCGGUAUUUCCAGCAGCUAAUCUCCGCCGUCGGAUACUGCCAUUCCCGCGGCGUCUUUCACCGGGAUCUGAAGCCGGAGAAUCUCCUCCUCGACGAGAACCUCGAGCUCAAGGUCUCCGAUUUCGGCCUCAGCGCCGUCGCCGAUCAGAUUCGACCCGACGGACUCCUCCACACCCUCUGCGGCACCCCCGCCUACGUGGCGCCGGAGAUCCUCGCAAAGAAAGGCUACGACGGCGCUAGGGCCGACGUCUGGUCGUGCGGCGUCGUAUUGUUCGUGCUGAACGCCGGUUAUCUCCCGUUCAACGAUCCGAACCUCAUGGUCAUGUACCGUAAGAUCUACAAGGGAGAGUUCCGUGUGCCGAGAUGGACAUCGCCGGAGCUCCGGCAACUGCUGACCCGGCUUCUGGACCCGAAUCCGUCAACGAGGAUCACCGUCGACGAGAUCAUCAAAGAUCCGUGGUUCAAACAGGGAUACGAUGAGAAAAAGUCGAGAUUCCACCAGGAGGAUUCGGAUCUGAAGCUACCGGGGAACGAAGGGGGGAGGAGACGGCUAAACGCGUUCGACAUCAUAUCGGGAGCUCCGGGAUUCAAUCUGUCGGGUAUGUUCAGAGAGGCGAGCAAGUACGAGAAGACGGAGAGGUUCGUAACGGGGGAGAGGCCAGAGAGGGUGGUGGAGGAGCUGGAGGCGGCGGCGAAGGAGGAGAAUCUGAAGGUGGAGAAGGAGGAGUGGGGGAUGAAGCUGGAGGGGGGGAAGUAUAAGAUAGCGAUGGUGGUGGAGAUAAACAGGUUAACGGAGGAGCUGGUCAUGAUAGAGGUCAGGACGAAGAGGGGGUCAUGGGGAGACAGGAUACGGCCGUGUCUCAUUCACCUGUCCGUACGGUCUCCGGUCGAAGCGGUGUAUAGGGUCAGAUGAGGAAAAUCUUCUUAGAUUUUACGUUGACGAUUCUGACAAGUGUUUUUUUAGGGGCGGUUCUGUUCUGCUGAGUUCCGUUCCGUUCCGUUCACAUUAUCAACGUCGUCGGCGACCGUUUGUAAUCUUAUAUGUGUGGAAAAUAUCAAACUCCGAUUAGUUUUAGCGCAAUGUAUAGACUAUGAAUAUCGAUCCUUAAUUAUGUAUGUGUAAUUGGGCAUUCACUGCAUCAUAUGACUCGUCUAAUACCAUGUAUCAUGUUUUAGAACGUCUUUUUUCCCUCCUGAAUCAUCAAAGAGUUUGGAGAACGAA